Molecule: messenger RNA, 6178 nt
Organism: Phalacrocorax carbo (great cormorant)
Lineage: Eukaryota; Metazoa; Chordata; Aves; Suliformes; Phalacrocoracidae
Source: RefSeq, a predicted model, not a curated record
GUCCCUGGGGCUCUGUCUGUCCCUCUGCUUGUUUGGCACUGGGUUCACUGGGAGCAGAUGGGCUUGGGAGGAGCAUGUGUGUCUUCAGGCUCCUUUACCUGUGGCUUCUCGCUCAAAUCAGCCCUUAGUAUUAAAAAAAAAAAAAAAAAAAAAAAAAAGCAGCAAGAAGGGCUUUUAUUGUGAAAAAGAGACUCUUCAAAUGCGAUUCCCCCUUUCCCAGCCUCUCCGCUCCCCUCCCCACAAGGAGGUGGAUCUAAGAUGAGGCAGAGUUUGAAAACUCGCAGCUGAAGUUUGAAGGGUGCCCUCCCACCCAGGGGGAAACCAGAGGCACCCGCUAAUGUGCUGUGGCAGGGACCCAGCAGCCCACAGAAAUGUGGAGUUGGGCAGCAGGGAUUGCAGAGAGCCUGGAGAGGCACCCCUGGGUGACAGCCCCUGGCUGUGGUUAACAGCUCAGAGAGAGGAGAAGUGCCGCAGGCAUCCGGCACCCAGCUUAGGAGGUGACCGCGUGCCGCAUCGCCCACAGGCAGAGAAGCACACGAGGAGGAGUGCGUCAGCUGGUACUCCAAGACAUGGCCCAGCGACUGUGGCGAAGGAUGGGGCUGAAGCCCCCUGCACCAGCAGCCCUGGGGGUACUGCUGGCCCUGGCCCUGCUGGCCCUUGCCCGCCUCCCCCCAUCGCUGGACCACUCCCCCCACCUGCCACCAGCAUCGUCCCCGCUAAGCCCCCAGUGGGAGGGGGCCGCCCCCCUAUCCAGGGGACGAGCCUGCUGCGAAAGGCCCCCUCCGCCCCCUGCUCGCCUGAGGCGGGACCAGCCCCCUGGCCGGGGCAGGAGGCAGCAGCAGGGGGUGGCGGGGCAUGCUCCCCUGUGGCUCUCUGACGAUGACCUCCAGAAGAUGCGGCUGCUGGCCGGUGGGUGGGUGGUCUCCAAAGCCCGCAUCCCAGCCCAUGGGCAAGUCCUGCGUGUGGGGCUGCGGGCUGCGGGGGACACCAAGAGGGACACCUCACCAGCAGACCCGGAGAGGGAUUGCCAGGAUGGGCAAUGUGGGCUCAUCAAGCGCCCCAGCGACCUCUACGAGGUGCUGGCCUUCCACUUGGACAGGGUGCUAGGACUGAACCGCAGCCUGCCAGCCGUAGCCCGGCGCUUCACCAGCCACCUCCUGCCCUACAGCUACACCAAUGGCUCCCUGAGACCCAUCAUCUGGUGGGUGCCUGACCUUCAGCACCUGGAGGACGCCAACAAUGACCAGAACUCCUGUGCCCUGGGGUGGCUGCAGUAUCAGGAAAUGCUGAAGCCCCAUGGACCGACACUGGCAACCGGGAAUGCUCCCUGCUCCAGCAUCCCACGCAGCGAGUGGAGUCGCCUGGCCCUCUUUGACUUUCUCCUACAGGUUCACGACCGCCUGGACCGGUACUGCUGUGGGUUUCAGCCUGAUCCCUCUGAGCCCUGUGUGGAGGAGAGGCUCCAUGAGAAAUGCCGAAACCCAGCAGAGCUGGUCCUGGUCCACAUCCUGGUCCGCAGGAGUGCUCCGUCCCGCCUGGUGUUCAUUGACAACGCAGGCAGGCCACAUCACCCCGAGGAGAAGCUCAACUUCAGGCUCCUGCAAGGCAUAGGCAGCUUCCCAGCCGCGGCGGUGGCCACGCUGCGGUCGGGCAGGUUGCAGAGCCUACUGCUGGAGUCGCUGCGCCUGGACCGGGAGCUCUGGGAGAGCCAGGGUGGUGCUGAGGGCCUGAGACCCCUGCUUCGGACCAUCGACAGGCGGGCACGCAUCCUGCUGCAGUACAUCCAGGAGCACAACCUGACGGUGUUUGGGGAUUCGCCCCGCUGAACCGGCCGCUGGCUGGCAUGGCACUCCUGCCUUGCAAAUCCCUGCGGUGACAGAUGUACCUCACACCCUUGGUGUGGGCGAUGUGAGACUGCACGUCGGUGCUUACCUCUCCAAAAGGUAUCCCCUGCCUUGCAGGAUGCCCUGGAAAAGGGGAUGGGAUCGUAGGGAGUAGGAAAGAGGAGGAGGAGCUGUCUCCUGAAACAACCCACAACAGCUUGAGAAAGGUGUUAAGCAACAUUUAUCAAGGAGCAAUCUCAGCGUGGAUUUUCAAAGAAGACAUAUCCAUGAGAAUUUUUGGAUGCCUUCACCUGCCACCCGCCACCCCAACUUUGAAAACUGGAGACUUGGACUGCUCAACAGCCUAAGGGGACCUUGGGAAGGAUUAAAGAAGCGGUGAGAGGCACUGCUCAAUGCUCAGGGACGUCACUGGCAGCCUUUUCAUGGCUUGCACUGGGCUUUUUGAUGAUGCCUCUGCUGUUUCCAAGACAUUACAGGCAGAGAGGAUGGAGCAGCAUGGGGAAGGCAGAGGGGAGCUUUCUAAGUGGAUUAAGCAGGGACAAGUCUCCUGAGCCGAGCUUCAUCUUACCCCCACGGAGGAGGUGAUGUGUGCCUGGGAGCUGGUAUAAACCACUGCCCGAAGACAGGGCCAGGCAGGACCCCAGACUGCAGGCAGCGCCUGGCAGCAGCUGCUGUUACAGGAGCCCACGGUGCUCUCCCCGUGUGCUGUGCCUCUGUUGGGCUGGGCUGCUGCCAAGGUGCAUUUUGAAUGUGGGAUUUGAAUGUUUCAAUCUCUCGCUCACUCCUUCCCUUCGCUGUCAGGGGAUUAAAAGGCAAACCUACCAUGAGCUCUGCCGCUUGUGAAAAGCACUCCUGACUGCUCUCUUAGGCACAGCUAUAAGAAAUUCUUUCCAAGGCUUGCAGAAAAAUCUUUUAACAAAAAUGCCAGGCUAUUUCAACAGAAGGCAAUCAAGUGCAAAAUGCUUUCUGAGCUUGCUGGCUCCUCUGGCAGAGCCCAUCCUUCUCCUAUAUCCACCUUAGGCUCUUGCCCAUCAGCCCACUGUGAUGGGGUACCAGCAACAUCCCAGGCAGGCAAGUCUGCAAGUAUCAGGGCUGAGAGGAAAUUCAAAAGCAAAAUGAACAGGAGGAAAAAAUAUACCAGGAUGGGCUCUGUCAGACCCUCUCUUGUUCUCUGCAGCAUGUUUCCCAGCUGAGGCAUGCAGUCAGUGCUUGCUUGCCAGGAGCAGCUGGCUCCCCACCUGCCGGCUGAUGGUUUCCCACCAGGAGAAGGCUUUAUAAAGGAGCCUCAGGGAGCAGCCCUCCACUUCUCCAGUGUUGCAGGUGGACCCUCCAUGCUUGAGGCACCCCAACUCACUAGUACUGACGUGAGUACCUGUGCUGUGUUGCUGUCCUGUUGCCCUAGCUUUGGAGAACACGGCCACCCAUGCAGUGGGAGAGGCAAAAGAGGUGGGCAUUCAUGCCUUCCCUGCUCCAGCCAUCUCAGCAUCACAUCAGUUAUAGAACCUGCAAGGGGAUACUUUAACACCCAUGCUGAUAAGCACAAGCAAUUUUCUUUUUUUCCUUUUUCCUCUUGCUUAAGAGAAGAUGAAGUGAGGCGUGGGUGACGUGAAUCAACAAGCACCAGUGCUCUCAGAAAGUGUCAGCGCUCAAUGUUGCGGGUACAUCAGCAUCCACAACACUGGCAGCACCUUCUGGUGGCUGCAGCCCAGCCCUCCAGUUGCCAGGGAAAGCCUUUCCCCCAUCACACUUUCCACCCCAUGAGUUAUCACCCAGUUUGCCGUGCCAUGGGAUGGCUGACUGUCACGGAAGCCCCGCGCUAAAGCGCAAAUCAUAGGUAGUCAUUACUGGGAGGUGAGGUUAGCCUGUAGGAAUGGAGGACAACAAAAUAACUCAUCCUGGGUCCUGUGAAAAGCCAUGCCCGAGCACAGCCUUAUAUGAAUAAAGGAGACUAAAUGUAACAUAAUUAAAUCCAGAAAAUAUGCUGUGAAAAUAUGCUGUGUUACCACGUGGUAACAAGAGCAUUAGUUAGGAUGUGUAACAUCAGUCAUAGUCUUGUUUUUCUCAUUAAAAUUAUAAACUUCAUAAAAGAGAGGUUUUCACCGCAUGUAAGCCAAGCUCUCAGCAAGAAGCAAGAGGAAGUUGGGGCACUGCGCAGUGGCCAAAGCUUUUGUCUUGGCUGUGCUGGAACAGCAGCUUUUGCCUUGCCUCUGGUUGCAUCUUUUGUCUCUGCAUCUUCUUGACCUUAACAUUGCACAAGGUAGUGGGGAUUUUUCUGGUUUUUUUUUUUGCAUUUCCUUAGUUGUACCAUAUGAGAUUGCUGGCUAAACACAUGUGGGAACAUCUGUAAACACUUACACGUGAAUAAACAUCACUCUUAAAUUAACAAGAAGCCUUGUAUGGAUAAAUGAGAGAAACAAAAGCCAUGAUCUUGCUGAGACUGAUCAUUAGUCUCCUCUACUUAGUCAUUUUUUCCAUGGGCUUGUCUAUGUAGCCAAGAAAGUGCACAGGCUCUGAACUGCGGUCACGGCCAGUCAGAGAAAUCCCAUGGACUGCUCUGGCUGUAUCAGCCUUUACCACAUAGUGACAGGUUUGGUUUGCUCCAGCUGUCAGUGUCAUAUUUCCUAUGAAAAACUUAUUUUUAUGGGUUUAUAAUGAAGUUAUAAAAACUCACCUGGGGCCAUGCUUGACAAACAAGGUCUCAUCUCUGGAGUGAUCCUGUUUUAACCGAAUUUCACCAGGCAUCAUCACAGAUUCUGUUGGGGUAGUCCAAGCUGGCUGCGGAGCUGGGGCAGGACUGCUUUGGCUUUAAGAAGGCAGCAGCAGCUAAGCAAGGGAAAAAAGAGUGGAGAACCAAGUUGAGGCACCUUCCCUGGUCUUGCAAGAGCUGACGUGCAGGUGGCUUCCCGUGGAGGCAAUUAAAUGCAACCCCCAUCCCUCCAAGGAUGCUCUUGCUAGCAUCACUGGUGACAGGAUGGAGGAGAGCAGCAACAAGGAGACAAGACCAUUGGGAAAGUGAAGCCGUCUGUGUGCCAGUGUCCCUGGGGCCCAGCAGCAUGGGCAUGAGGUGCUACUUGCUCCGCAUGUCACCUGAAAAGACCCAGGGUGGAAGCCUAACGCAGCUGUCCCCUGGCUUGUUCUUCUCUUUGUGACUUCAAGAGCUGCUGGAAAAGCCUGUAAGAUUUUCCUUGAGGCUCCAGGCACCACUCCCUCUGGGGACCCUUGCAGGAGGGCAUCCCUGUGGCACCCUCGUGCCCACCCUUUGCACCGUGGGAAUGUGCUGCUUGCUGCCAGCACUCGGGGAGUAUGUUGAGAGCAUGGGCAUGUAACCUCACAGGGCUUCACGAGGAGGAAACGCUUUUCACAGUGACCAAAGUGGCAUGAUCUGCAUUUAACAGACUUCUGUCACCACACUGCCCUUCAGCUGGAAGAAAACAGGGCUGGGGGAAGGAAGGCAAGGGCCAAAUCGGCUCUAACCAACUGAACUCAUGCACAUACAUGCAUGCAUGAAAAACACAGGCACACCACCCCACCCACGUGUAUGCAUGCACCCCCCAACCCCAGUGCAUGCCUGCACUGGCACAUGCACACAGACAUGCACACAUGUGCGUACGUGCAUGCACGUCCCCUCCUGUCACGGUUUUAGCUGGGAUAGAGUUCAUUUUCUUCACUGUAGCUGGCAUAGUGCUGUGCUUUGGACUUAGUAUGAAAAUAAGGAUGAUAACACACCAAUGUUUUACUUGUUGCUGGGCAGUGCUUGUACUAAUCAAGGACUUUUCUAGCUUCCCAUGCUGUGCUGGGCGCACAAGAAGCCGGGAGGGGAGGGGGCACAGCUAAGCGAGCAGAUUCAACCUGGCCAAAGGGAUAUUCCAUAUCAUGUAACGUCAUGCCCAGUAUGUUACCUGGGAGGGGCUGGCUGGGAGAGGGAGGCAGCAAUCACGGCUCAGGGUCCUGCAGCAUUGGUCGGUGGGUGGUGAGCGGUUGUAUCGUUUGUGUUUCUGGUUUUUUUUCCCCUUUUUCCCUUUUCCUUUUUAUUAUAUUAUCAUUAUUGUUAUUAUUAUAAUAAUAAUAAUUAUUUAUUUUAAUUAUUAAACUGUUCUUAUCUCAACCAACAAGUUUUCUUUUUUUUUGCUUUUGCUCUUCUGAUUCUCUCCCCCAUCCCAGAGGGGUGGGGGGAGCGAGCGAGCGGCUGCGUGGUGUUUAGUUGCCGACUGGGGCUGAACCACAACAGUACGUCCCCCACGCACAAAUGCACCCAGACACCCCGCCCCUGCACGCACUACUCCUGCUCAGCCUGUUCUUAACCCCCAAAGCUGGUGAGCCCCAAAUGCCCCCCA